Stegodyphus dumicola is the source of this 2092-nucleotide messenger RNA. RefSeq names its product endothelin-converting enzyme homolog. Gene Ontology annotation, molecular function: metalloendopeptidase activity. Gene Ontology annotation, cellular component: plasma membrane. The record is from RefSeq and is a predicted model, not a curated record. Gene Ontology annotation, biological process: protein processing. NCBI's taxonomy places the organism in Eukaryota, Metazoa, Arthropoda, Arachnida, Araneae, Eresidae.
GAAGUGAUGAGUGAAAGUAGUUUCAAAGGUUCCGAAGAAUUCAGUAUUCAAAUUAUCUCGCCCCGCAUCUGUGCGUGAGACUUUACUGAAUAGAAGGUAAAUUGGAGUUUAUUCUGAAAUGAACAUUAAUGAACGAACUCGACUGAAAGAUGACAGUGUUCCAAGAAAUUUAUGUCCGGCGACUACACGGAUGGAAAAAUGUCUUUUGGUUAUAGUUCUUCUUGUUGUAGCUGUUGGAAUCGGACUAACCGUAGCACUGGUGGCUUAUUACAGGGGUGAUCCAUAUGACGUCACACAUCCGUCACUGGAAAAAGUUUCUCCUUCCUAUUGUUUAACUGUUCCCUGUAUCACAACAGCGGCCGACAUUAUCUCAUCCAUGGAUGAAACUAAGAAACCAUGUGAAGACUUCUACAAAUAUGUUUGCGGUAACUGGAUCAAGACAUCUCCCAUGGUGGGAUCCAUGACUUCACAGUUUACCAAACUCAACCGUCUUACAACUAUGAGAUUGAAAGAAAUUCUCGAGGAGCUCCAGAAAACUUCCGAGUUAGAAGACCACCAGAGCAAAGGCAAAAAUUUUUAUUCUGCUUGCAUGGAAAUAGAAGCAGACAGUACUAAGGAUCUCCUCAAUGAUCUCCAGUCUUUUGGUAGAUGGCCCGUUAUUGACAACAAAUGGAACAGUAAACAGUUCGACUGGGUCGAUCUGAUGGGUGCAUUUAAAAAGCGUGGUUACAUAUAUGACAUGCUCCUAACUAUCUUUGUAAGGCCAGAUGUAAAAAAUACAUCAAGUACCUUGAUAGCGAUUUAUCCGCCAACCCUCGGAACAGAUCUAUCUUAUUUCACGAUGGAUGAACUACUCACUACGUACCAAGAUGGCAUCAUCCAUAUAGCUAAAUCUUUGGCUCCAGAUCUGAAUGAAACAAUAGCAGAGGAAGAAAUUAAAGCCGCUUACCAAAUUGAAAGACGUCUCGCAAAUGUGUCUAUAGAAACCAUGAAAAAAGGGAACCCGGAUAUAUAUUACAACAUCAGGACCAUCAAAGAGCUGGAGGACUUUGCACCAGAAAUACCAUGGCUAAAACUUUUAAGGAAACUGCUACCGCCUGAUGCAAAUAUAACAAAAAAUGAACGGAUAAUGGUCGCUAAACCGGAGGCUGUACUUACUUUGAAUACAAUUUUAGGCGAAUUAAAUGAUGAAAAAGGAAAGCGAGUACUUGCAAAUUACAUAUUUUACCGUUCCGUGAUCUUCGUAGCUAAACACGUCAGUUACAGCUUAUCAAGCAUCUACGACAAAAUGCAGAGCAUCUCUUCCAAGAUUCCCCAUUGGCAGUACUGUUUACAAAUGACAGUAGAUUACUUCGGUCUCUCUCUUUUUGGUUUGUAUGCGCAGAGGUAUUUGGAUAAAGACACAAAGCUCUUUGUAGAGGAAAUGGUUGAAGAUUUAAAAAAUUCUUUGAUAGAAAAGAUUGAAAAGUCUCAAUGGAUGGAUGGAAAAACGAAAGAAAGAGCUAUCAAAAAAGUGCUGAAGAAAAAAUUCACUAUUGGAUACGAAGCAGAAAUGGAGAAUGAAAAGGCAUUGAAUGAAUUCUAUGCUCCCAUAGGAAUUGGAACAAAUCAUUUCAAGAAUUUUAAAGUCGUCAAUGCAUUCAAAAUGCAAAGAACUCUGGAAGGACUGCAUAAAAUACAUGAAAGGCACAAAUGGACCGAUAUUAAUCUUUUAGCGGCGAAUGCAUUUUACCAUCCAUCGGAAAAUUCAAUUGUUAUUCCUUUGGGACUUUUGCAAGACUCAAUCAUUUCAUCUGGAAAGCCAGGGUAUGUGAACUACGGAGGAUUCGGAGCGGUGAUAGGUCACGAAUUUGCCCAUGCAUUCGACAGCAUUGGCAGCCAUUUUGAUGAAGAAGGUAACUACCGGAUGUGGUUUACAAAUGCUAGCUGGAAACAAUUCGAAGAGAAACAACAAUGUUUUGUGAAACAGUAUGAUGAUUUCUACGAGCCACGAGUUGACAGCCACGUGAAUGGCACAAUGACACUUUCGGAAAAUAUGGCGGACAGUGGAGGUCUCGAAAUAGCUCAUGAGGUAUGUUUAUUUCUUAAUUAA